GGGCAUUGACCUGAUAAAGAACUCCAUUUCCCGGGGUGCCUUGCUAUACCCAGAGUUGGGAGGCUGGUUCCGGUUGCAUCAGCGUGGAAUUCUCGGCGAAAUGAGACUGUUCGUGAGCGAGGGCGCCCCGGGGAGCCUGCCGGUGCUGGCCGCGGCCGGGAGGGCCCGUGGUAGAGCAGAGCUGCUCAUCAGCACUGUAGGCCCGGAAGAGUGUGUGGUCCCAUUCUUCACCCGGCCCAAGAUCCCUGUCUUGCAGCUGGAUAGUGGCAACUACCUCUUCUCCACUAGUGCAAUCUGCCGAUACUUCUUUCUUUUGUCUGGCUGGGAGCAAGAUGACCUUACCAACCAGUGGCUGGAAUGGGAAGCAACAGAGCUGCAGCCAGCUCUGUCUAUUGCCCUGUACUAUUUAGUGGUACAAGGCAAGAAGGGGGAAGAUGUUCUUGGCCCACUUCGGAGAGCCCUGACUUUCAUUGACCACAGUUUGAGUCGUCAAAACUGCCCUUUCCUGGCUGGGGAGACAGAAUCCCUAGCUGACAUUGUUUUGUGGGGAGCAUUGUACCCAUUACUGCAAGACCCAGCCUACCUCCCUGAGGAGCUGGGAGCCCUACGCAGCUGGUUCCAGACACUUAGUAUCCAGGAGCCAUGUCAGCAAGCUGCAGAGACUGUGCUGAAACAGCGGGGUGUCCUGGCUCUCCGGCCCUACCUCCAAAAGCAGCCCCAGCCGCAGCCCCAGCCUAAUCCACCUGAGGGAAGAGUGGUCAGCAAUGAGCCUGAGGAGGAAGAGCUGGCUACCCUGUCUGAGGAGGAGAUCGCUAUGGCUGUGACUGCUUGGGAGAAGGGCCUGGAAAGCUUGCCGUCUCUUCGGCCCCAGCAGAAACCAGUGUUGCCUGUGGCUGGGGAAAGGAAUGUGCUCAUCACCAGUGCCCUCCCUUAUGUCAACAAUGUCCCCCACCUUGGAAACAUCAUUGGUUGUGUGCUCAGUGCUGAUGUCUUUGCCAGGUACUCUCGCCUCCGCCAGUGGAAUACCCUCUAUCUGUGUGGGACAGAUGAGUAUGGUACAGCAACAGAGACCAAGGCAAUGGAGGAAGGUCUAACACCUCAGGAAAUCUGUGACAAGUAUCAUACCAUCCAUGCUGACAUCUACCGCUGGUUUAACAUCUCAUUUGAUAUUUUUGGUCGUACCACCACUCCACAGCAGACUAAAAUAACCCAAGACAUCUUCCAGCGGUUGCUGGCACGGGGUUUUGUGCUGAAAGAUACUGUAGAGCAACUGCGGUGUGAGCACUGUGCCCGUUUCCUGGCUGACCGCUUUGUGGAGGGAGUGUGUCCCUUCUGUGGCUAUGAAGAGGCCCGGGGCGACCAGUGUGACAAAUGUGGCAAGCUCAUCAAUGCCAUUGAACUCAAGAAACCUCAGUGUAAAGUCUGCCGGUCAUCCCCUGUAGUGAAGUCCUCCCAGCACCUGUUCUUGGACUUGCCUAAGAGGGAUAAGGAUGAAGAGUCAGUGGAUCAGAGAGGGGAAAGAUGUGAUUUGAGCAGAUGGUUCUUUCUUCUUUUCUGUUCAGAGUACCUGAACUAUGAAGAUGGGAAAUUUUCUAAGAGCCGGGGUGUGGGAGUAUUUGGAGACAUGGCCCAGGACACAGGGAUCCCUGCUGACAUCUGGCGUUUUUAUCUGCUAUAUAUUCGGCCUGAGGGCCAGGACAGUGCCUUCUCUUGGACAGACAUGCUUCUUAAGAAUAAUUCUGAGCUGCUUAACAACCUGGGCAACUUUAUCAACAGAGCUGGGAUGUUUGUGUCUAAGUUUUUUGGGGGCUAUGUGCCUGAAAUGGUUCUUACCCUUGAUGAUCAGCGUCUGCUGGCCCAUAUCACCCUGGAGCUCCAGCACUAUCACCAACUGCUGGAGAAGGUUCGGAUCCGGGAUGCCUUACGCAGUAUCCUCACCAUAUCUCGACAUGGUAACCAAUACAUUCAGGUGAAUGAGCCUUGGAAACGGAUUAAAGGCAGUGAGGCUGAAAGGCAGCGGGCAGGCACAGUGACAGGCUUGGCAGUGAAUAUAGCUGCCUUGCUGUCUGUCAUGCUCCAGCCUUUCAUGCCUACGGUUAGCGCCACCAUCCAGGCCCAGCUGCAACUCCCACUUCCAGCCUGCAGGAUCCUCCUCACAAACUUCCUGUGUACCUUACCAGCAGGGCACCAGAUUGGCACAGUCAGUCCCCUGUUCCAAAAAUUGGAAAAUGACCAGAUUGAAAGUUUGAGACAGCAAUUUGGAGGGGGCCAGCUAGAAGAGUCCUUGGAGUUAAAGGCAAAAGUGUCUCCCAAGCCAGCAGUUGUAGAGACUGUUACAACAGCUGGGCCACAGCAGAUACAAAUAUUGAUGGAUGAAGUGGCAAAACAGGGCAACAUUGUCCGAGAACUGAAAGCACAAAAGGCAGACAAGAACCAGGUUGCUGCAGAGGUGGCUAAACUCUUGGAUCUAAAGAAACAGUUGGCUCUAGCAGAGGGGAAACCCCUUGAAACUUCUAAAGGCAAGAAGAAAAAGUGAGAACUUGCUCAUAGAAAGUCACUUUACUGGAUAUGGACAGUAAUUAAUAAAUGUACAACCUACAUAUACAAGCCAAGACCCUUCCUUUCCUUUGGUCUAUCCCAAGUCUUCCCCCUUUUGAACACGUGGUUAAGGGUCACAUCAU
Molecule: messenger RNA, 2681 nt
Organism: Castor canadensis (American beaver)
Lineage: Eukaryota; Metazoa; Chordata; Mammalia; Rodentia; Castoridae
Source: RefSeq, a predicted model, not a curated record